Messenger RNA from Cololabis saira (Pacific saury), 1544 nucleotides. It is a transcript of the gene e2f5, whose product is annotated as E2F transcription factor 5. The transcript has 8 exons. Gene Ontology annotation, molecular function: protein dimerization activity; RNA polymerase II cis-regulatory region sequence-specific DNA binding; DNA-binding transcription factor activity, RNA polymerase II-specific. Lineage: Eukaryota; Metazoa; Chordata; Actinopteri; Beloniformes; Belonidae. The record is from RefSeq and is a predicted model, not a curated record. Gene Ontology annotation, biological process: regulation of transcription by RNA polymerase II. Gene Ontology annotation, cellular component: RNA polymerase II transcription regulator complex. Bases 1 to 1089 code for a protein of 362 amino acids.
AUGGAAUCCAAGACGAGGGAGACCGUGCGGUCGACGCCGAGUCGGCACGAAAAAAGUUUGGGGCUCCUGACGAUGAAGUUCGUCAGUCUGCUGCAAGAAGCUGAGAAUGGCGUCCUAGAUCUGAAAGUGGCUGCAGACAGCUUGGCAGUGAAACAGAAGAGGAGGAUUUACGACAUCACAAACGUGCUUGAAGGUGUUGGACUGAUUGAAAAGAAAAACAAGAAUAUAAUCCAGUGGAGGGGGCAAAACACAAGCAGCCAAACACAGGACAUACAGGAGCAGGUCAGAGUUUUAAAGGCUCACAUCUCCGAGCUCAAAGCCCAAGAGAAAGCACUAGAUGACCAGAAGGCCAGGCUGGAGGAGAAUAUUAAACACCUCAGGCAUGAUCCAAUCACCAAUGCCUACAAAUUUGUGACACAUGAGGACAUCUGCAGUGCUUUCAGUGGAGAUACUCUUCUAGCUGUUGUGGCUCCAGCCGGAACCCAAGUGGAGGUGCCGAUCCCUGAAAUGGGUAAAAGUGGUGAGUGGAAGUACCAGGUGAACCUGCGUAGCAACUCUGCGCCCAUCCAGGUCUUGCUCAUCAGCAGGGAUUCAAGCUCCAUAGUUCCUGUGGUCUUCCCCGUGCCACCAACCGGCGAGAUCUGUGUGAUGCCGAGUUCACCCAGCACCCCUCCCAGUCUGCAGAGGCUCCCCCUCAUGAUGACUGCAUGCACUGCCUCCAGUGCCACUUCCCUCUGCUGCAGCCAGGACUUGAUCUGCUCAGACCACAUGAUGGUGCUAGUCGACCACGAGGACAUGCUGACACCGUCAUCCACACCGGAGGAAAGUCAGAUGGAGUGUCACAGCCAGUCAUCAGAAUCGUUGGAGCAGAGUCAGCUGGACCUGGCAGACUCGGAGUUUCACUCUUACCUGGUGGACGGCAGCAUGCUGAAACUCAGCACUGCUGAAGAGCUGGUGAAGGAAGACAGGGACGGAGCAGUUGACCUCAUGGAUGUGCUAAUGUCUGUUGAUGAUAAAGACUACAGCUUCAACCUGGACGUCACCGAGGGGAUGUGUGACCUGUUUGAUGUCCAGGUUCUCAAUUACUGAUGACCCACAGUGAUCUGCUGGGUACUUGUACAAAGUUGAGAAGUACUUUUUUUUUGUAUUUCACUUUAAAGACCCUUUACGUAUAUUUUUCCUUCUUGUCAUGACUUAAGCAAUUCCAUAACUUCAGAUCGAACUGCUGUGUACCAGACCACCUAUCCCUUCAGUUUCCUAUUCUGGCCUCCUGCCAGAAGAACCAAGUACCUGAAUGCAUUUCCCAUAAAGCUUUCACAUGGCCAUGGGCCAACAGGGCCACGGUUUUAAUCAUUUCCUGGGUAAAUGUCUACAGGAUUCCAGACAAAGGGGAUGUCCAGGUAGAAGUAAGCGGAGACUUAUGGCUCAUUCCUGUGCUACACUUUUGUCUCUUUGUGUUUUUUAUAUCCAGGUAAAAUUCUGACAUUUAAAAAAAAAAAAGACUGAUACUUUAUUUAUACUUCUGGGAUUGUGACAGUAUUCUG